Mandrillus leucophaeus (drill) is the source of this 1001-nucleotide messenger RNA. It is a transcript of the gene TMEM176A, whose product is annotated as transmembrane protein 176A. The transcript has 6 exons. The record is from RefSeq and is a predicted model, not a curated record. The coding region runs from base 37 to 711 and encodes 224 amino acids. NCBI's taxonomy places the organism in Eukaryota, Metazoa, Chordata, Mammalia, Primates, Cercopithecidae. Gene Ontology annotation, cellular component: membrane.
CUGGUGCUGCCUUCUUCACACACGGUGUCCCUGACAAUGGAGACAGCCAACAGUAAUGAGAUGGCCCUGGAGGCCCCACAACCCACCCACGUCGAUGUGCACAUCCACCAGGAGUCUGCCCUGGCCAAGCUCCUGCUGACCUGCUGCUCUGCACUGCAGCCCCGGGCCACCCAGGCCACGGGCAGCAGCCGGCUGCUGGUGGCCUCGUGGGUGAUGCAGAUUGUGCUGGGGAUCUUGAGUGCAGUCCUCGGAGGAUUUUUCUACAUCCGCGACUACACCCUCCUGGUCACCUCGGGAGCUGCCAUCUGGACAGGGGCUGUGGCUGUGCUAGCUGGAGCUACUGCCUUCAUUUACGAGAAACGAGGUGGUACCUACUGGGCCCUGCUGAGGACUCUGCUAGCGCUAGCAGCUUUCUCCACAGCCAUCGCUGCCCUCAAACUUUGGAAUGAAGAUUUCCGAUAUGGCUAUUAUUACGACAGUGUCUGCCACAUCUCCACCUCGAGUGGCUGGAUCACCCCAGCCCCCACUGACAGUCCAGAAGAAGUCAGAAGGCUACACCUGUGUACCUCCUUCCUGUACAUGCUAAAGGCCUUGACCCGUACUCUUCAGGCCAUGCUCUUGGGUGUCUGGAUUCUGCUGUUUCUGGCAUCUCUGGCCCCUCUGUGGCUGUACUGCUGGAGAAAGUUCCCAACAAAAGGGGUGAGUCCCUAAAAAAAGACACCAGAAGGAGAUGUUGGAAGUGAGCUGAAUCUAGCCAUGCCUCUCCCGAUUAUUAGCGCCUGGUGCUUCUGCACUGCGCAUCCCUGCAUCUGACUGCUGGAAGAACCAGACUGGGGAAAAGAGACUCUUCAACAUCCCCAGUUAUCCUGCAGCCAUGACCAUGGCCACAACCCUGCUCCAGCAGCACUUGCCCAUUCCUUACGUCCCUUCCCCAUCCUGCUCCGCUUCAUGUCCCCUCCUGAGCAGUCAUGUGAUAAUAAACUCUCAUAUUAUUGUUCCCA